Molecule: messenger RNA, 1185 nt
Organism: Suncus etruscus (white-toothed pygmy shrew)
Lineage: Eukaryota; Metazoa; Chordata; Mammalia; Eulipotyphla; Soricidae
Gene: CD2BP2
Product: CD2 cytoplasmic tail binding protein 2
Exons: 7
Coding region: 47-1069 (340 amino acids)
Cellular component (GO): U5 snRNP
Molecular function (GO): protein binding
Source: RefSeq, a predicted model, not a curated record
CCCGCCUCCCCUGGAUCCCUAGUGGAAAAAGCCCCAUCGUCCAGUCAUGCCAAAGAGGAAAGUGACCUUCCAAGGCGUGGGAGAUGAGGAGGACGAUGAGAUCAGUAUUCCCAAGAAGAAGUUGGUAGACCCUGUGGCUCCAGUGGGGGGUCCUGGGAGCCGCUUCAAAGGCAAACACUCUUUGGACAGUGAUGAGGAGGACGAUGAGGAUGAGGGGUCCAGAAAAUAUGACAUCCUGGCUUCAGAGGACGUGGAAGGUCAGGAAGCAGCUACAUUGCCCAGCGAAGGAGGUGUGCGGAUCACACCCUUCAACCUGCAGGAGGAGAUGGAGGAGGGACACUUUGAUGCUGAUGGCAACUAUUUCCUGAACCGGGAUGCUCAGAUCCGAGACAGCUGGUUGGACAAUAUCGACUGGGUAAAGAUCAGGGAGCGACCUCCUGAUCAACGGCCCCCAUCAGACUCUGAAGAGGAGGAGAACUCAGGCCAGACCCCAAUGAGUCCCCAGGCUCUGUUGGAGGGUCUUUUGGAGCUGCUGUUGCCAAGAGAGACAGUGGCUGGAGCAUUGAGGCGGCUGGGGGCCCGAGGAGGAUGCAAACCAGGUGGCAAAGGGCCAGCACGACCCAGCUCUCCCCAGCGCCUGGACCGGCUUUCGGGAUUGGCUGACCAGAUGGUGGCUCGGGGCAACCUUGGCGUGUAUCAGGAGACAAGGGAACGGUUGGCAAUGCGACUGAAGGGUUUGGGGUCUCGAACACAGGGAACUCCUGACCCCACACCCCCACCCUCUCUGGACAUGUUUGCUGAGGAAGUGGCCGAGGGGGAACUGGAGACUCCCACCCCUGUCCCAAGAGGAGAAACAGAGUCCUCUGGCGAUGGUCUCAGCGAUGUGAUGUGGGAAUAUAAGUGGGAGAACACAGGGGAUGCUGAGCUGUAUGGGCCCUUCACCAGCACUCAGAUGCAGACCUGGGUGAAUGAAGGCUACUUUCCAGAUGGCGUUUACUGCCGGAAGCUUGACCCUCCUGGUGGACAGUUCUACAAUUCCAAGCGUAUUGACUUUGACCUCUACACCUGAGCCUGCUGGUGGCCCCUUAUUGGACUGUGGAGGGCCUGGCUGCCAUAGCCAUGCAGACAUUGGAGGCCAUUUUUCUGCUUCCCUUUCCCAAUAAAAAUCUUUAGCUGUGCAUUAGG